CAGAGGGAACAUAAGUAAUAUGCAUUUGAUUUUUAGUAAAUUUUGGUUGCAGGCACUACUGCAACAGUUGCAUACAGAACAUCAAGAGUCAACAACUUGUACACCGUGCUUAGCUCAGUCAGUACAUACAUCUGUACUCGGUCAUUCUUUUAUGCAUAUCACAUACAUAUCAGUAUACAGAUAGUCGGUCCAUUUGUUUUAUUGCUUCGAAAUUAGCUGUCCACGCAGAUCUCAAAUAAGGAACGUACCGUGAGAAGUGAUCGAUAUUAAUCAAAAAUGAUGGCCAUAUUUCCAUAUUACAUUAUAUUGUUUCCCCAGCUUGGAGACAUUGUGUGUCAUGUGCAACUUGCAUUCUGUAAAAGUUCGCCCAACUGAAAAGUGGUCAGUGGUCACCACCACCGCUUUUGUCAUUUAAAUAUUGCUUGUAUGGGAAGCAAAAGUAUAUUCCUUUAGUGGACAAAAUGAACAAAAAAUAAUUAAAUAAUAUUAACGCACUUGGUGGUUUGUGUUACCAAGAAGUGUACUUGAUCUCGAAAUUUUGUCAAUCUCAUGCAGUAUUUUAAAUAAAAAUGUGCAUAACAUUACCGUGCGGGUAUUCGUCACAAACGUUGGCCAAAGUCAUUGCCUACAGUGAAAUUGCAAUUAACUUUGUUGCAAUCACACUGUGCAUGGUGUUUGCCACAAUCCUAGAAGCCAGACCUGAUUUGCUGAGUCAAGUAGCAAAUGAGAAGCCCACAGAAAAUCAGGAAAUCAUUGUGCUACUGGAACUACCUCAUGUGGCACAAAUAUGCCUCACUUUAUGGAUAUUUAUGAACCUCGUCACGAGUUUGGUUCUGAGCAUCGUGCUGCUUCGUGGAGCUCAAGAGCGUAAUUUGGGGAAAGUGCGCGUAUGGUUCAUCUUUACGAUCAUUAGCCAUAUUGUGUGGCUCCCUAUCUUAAUUUUCUGGACGACCCAUUCUUCGGAACCCGUGAACGCCAUAUUUACAACGUUGAUGAGCUAUAUUUUUGGGGGUUUAUCAUUGUGUGUUAUUUACUCCUUCAUGGAAGAACUUAAGAUUGAGAACAUUAGUCAUCGUCCAGGAUAUAAAAAUCACCACGUCGCAUUCAAUAAAAUAUGACACGGCUCUAAGACCUAAAUUGCAUACAUUUAACGUGUAACGCGACUAUAUUUUCAGCACGGUCACAAAUAAACAUUUAGAUUUUUAGUACAAAUGUAAAUGCUAUAGAAUGCAACAGAUGAACAUCGUUUUUUGUAGUUAACAAUCACUCCUUAGUUUUUAAGCUAUUUUAUGUAUUUAUUUAUGUAUUAAUUUAUGUAUCUGUAACAUCAACUUGUACAACACUUUUUCAGCCUAUAAAUAUAUUUAAGCUUUUUAUUUGAUAUCUGUGGAAAGGAAAGACUGCACUGCAACAAGCAAGUACGCAUGAGCUUAUUGAUUUUAUUUAUUAAUUUUUGCUCGUGUCUUUUGGAAAUAAAUGUUGAUUUGCUACUAAGA
This is a messenger RNA of Folsomia candida, 1496 nucleotides long. RefSeq lists its product as uncharacterized. The record is from RefSeq and is a predicted model, not a curated record. Bases 570 to 1118 code for a protein of 182 amino acids. The transcript has 4 exons. Lineage: Eukaryota; Metazoa; Arthropoda; Collembola; Entomobryomorpha; Isotomidae.